UUGAUUUGACUGAAUUUGAUUCUACUGAAUUUGUUUUAACUUGAUUUAACCUGAAUUGACUUGAUUUGACUUAAUUGUACUUGACUGAAUUUCAUUUGACGAUUUCCGGGAAAAAUAUGCACUUUAAUCUCAGAAUCCACGCUGCUCUAUUUUGUAUUAUUAUUGUUUUAUUUUCAUAAAGGUUUUACACAUGGUCUACUCAUGUUGCGUAGAAGAUGCCGACUUUAUAAUCGUUUAGAAAUGUUGUCCAACAAUCGUGUGCUGAUGCAAAAACCCAAUAAAGGACUGUUAAAGCGAUCAUGAAUCACGUUCCUGACAGAUUGUGGUGCGUGCGAGGGGAAGUUUCGCGUGGCAGAUUUGAGCAGUUUAAAGACGCGCGCACACACACACACGCACACACACACACACGCGCACACACAAACCACUCAGGGCCACAGCCAGUCGCCUGCUUUGUGUUCACUGUUGCAAAACUCUUGCAAAAACAGGAAUAAGUGAGAGGAGCUGAUAAACAAACAGACAGGAAGUGAAUGUCACAGUGGCAACGAGCAGCAGAGACAAAAACACGGAGAAGAAGAAGGAGAAUGGUGAACUUCAGACGGUUUGUGGUGUUUUCCUGUGGGAUUCUGGUUCUUCGGUUCACAGCAUCAGUCGCUCAGCUGUUCACCUCCAUCAUCGUCAGACCUGGAGGUGAAGUCACUUUACCUUGUGAAAACAUGGUGGACGAAAACUGUGCCAGCACCACGUGGCUCUUCGGUCGCUCACCGCUGAGUCCGUCUACGGUGCUGGUUCGCUCUGGACGCGUGGUCGUUCCCGAGACUGAACCGGAGCGACUACGCGUCACAGCCAACUGUUCUCUGGUUCUAAAGGAGGUCACGGAGGAGGAUGUCGGUCGCUACGGCUGCAGAAACACCCACACAUCCAAAGACUCUCAGGUUGAACUGUCUGUCAUCAACAUGAAUACACAGACGAAAGGAGACGGCAAGAAGGUGAAAUUUACGUGCUCUGUGACGACGUACGGAAACUGCAGCCUCACAGUGAAGUGGCUCCACGUCAAGACAAAAGAGGAUAAAGACAAUAAGGACAUGAAGAUUUCAGACUGUUUGUCCACUUUGGCAUCUCAACCUCAUCAUGUGCUGUACGCCCUGAGGAAGUUUCUGACUUGUGAAGUGACAGAUCGUCGCACGCACAAAGUGGAAUUGUUUACAUUCAACCCUGAGUCAACAGGAAAAAACAAAUCAGAAAGUGAAAACAAGGAGAGGAAACCACCACUAGAGGAUCCUCAGCAGCAGCAGCAGCUGCAGUGGUGGUGGUACUUUGCUCUGGCCGUUGUGGUUUUAGCCGUUCUCUUACUAAGCGCCGUCGCCCUCGUCAUGUGGCUGAGAAACAGAGGAAACAAAAGCAAAAUGGAAGAAACCAUGGCUGAUCCUGGAGAUUCUGUUGCCUACGCCUCCAUCUCCCACCCCCCUGGCAUCAGCUCCCAGAUUCGGGGUGGUGAUUGUAAAGUGACCUACAGCACCGUGAAUCUUUCCUUAUCUCCUGCAAGGAACUGCGCGGCUGAGCCCGGCAACCUUUACGCUACCGUCAACAAACCACAAAAAUAACCUGUACGUCAUCCGUAUCGUUAUGUUUCAUAUCAAUAUUUAUAAUUAUUAUGAUAACUCUCUGAGCUUGGAAAGUAAACAUGGACUGAAUUUACCCAGAAUCAGAAUUCAAAAUAUAGAUUUAAAACAAGUUAUGUUUUUAUAAUUGUGUGUAAGUGUGCGUGUGUUAAUGUGUCUGUUGAGUCACAAGGGGGAGCUAUAUGUCAAGUUCCUGCUGCAAUGAGAAAGUGAAGGCAAACAUGACUGUAGUGUGUAUUUUAUAAAUAAGGUAUAUUUCACUUAAUGUUCAGGCUGUCGUGCAUAUUACUGUAAAUACUGUUGGGUAGAGUAAUACUUUUUUUAAAAUUAUCUAAAAUAAUAAUGAAAAAUACAAUAUAAAUUGUAUAUUUCAUGAUAAGUGUGUAUAUAAAUAGACAGGAGAUACAAAUGAUUUACAAAUCCGGGUUGUGGGUUCGAUUUCAAUAAAAACAAUAUUCUGUGUA
Solea senegalensis (Senegalese sole) is the source of this 2083-nucleotide messenger RNA. RefSeq lists its product as uncharacterized. Gene Ontology annotation, cellular component: external side of plasma membrane; membrane raft. Gene Ontology annotation, biological process: T cell activation; interleukin-15-mediated signaling pathway; positive regulation of ERK1 and ERK2 cascade. Lineage: Eukaryota; Metazoa; Chordata; Actinopteri; Pleuronectiformes; Soleidae. Bases 528 to 1601 code for a protein of 357 amino acids. The transcript is spliced from 8 exons. The record is from RefSeq and is a predicted model, not a curated record. Gene Ontology annotation, molecular function: protein tyrosine kinase binding; MHC class II protein binding.